This is a messenger RNA of Elephantulus edwardii (Cape elephant shrew), 2145 nucleotides long. RefSeq names its product zinc finger protein 750 (gene ZNF750). NCBI's taxonomy places the organism in Eukaryota, Metazoa, Chordata, Mammalia, Macroscelidea, Macroscelididae. Gene Ontology annotation, molecular function: promoter-specific chromatin binding; DNA-binding transcription activator activity, RNA polymerase II-specific; RNA polymerase II cis-regulatory region sequence-specific DNA binding. The coding region runs from base 1 to 2145 and encodes 714 amino acids. Gene Ontology annotation, biological process: epidermis development; positive regulation of transcription by RNA polymerase II. The record is from RefSeq and is a predicted model, not a curated record. Gene Ontology annotation, cellular component: nucleus. The transcript has 2 exons.
AUGAGCCUCCUCAAGGAGCGCAAGCCCAAGAAGCCGCACUACAUCCCCAGGCCCCCGGGGAAGCCCUUCAAGUACAAGUGCUUCCAGUGCCCCUUCACCUGCAACGAGAAGUCACAUCUGUUCAACCACAUGAAGUACGGCCUCUGCAAGAACUCCAUCACCCUGGUGUCUGAGCAGGACCGCCUGCCCAAGUGCCCCAAGUCCAGCCUCACCGACUCCAAGCAGUCGAGCCCAGUAGAUGCUGCGGCCAAGCCACUGUCUGCUAGGACAGCCACAAAUGGGCUCUCAACCUUUGAUCCCAAGCUCCAGCAUGGCAUUACCAAGGAGGCUGUGAAGGAGAACCCAGAUCUGCAGGCACGCAUGCCCCCCAAGCCACCAGCGCUGCACAAGGACACCACACCAUGCAGCCCAGCUCCCGACGCCCCGGGCCCACCGGUCCUAGAUGCCGUGGGCCGGCUAUCAGCCUUCGUACCCGUGGGAGAGCACAGACUCAAGGUGCCCGAGCACCCAGAAGCCACAGAGCUGCUGGCACUGCCAGGCCCCACAGCCAAGGCCGCCUCCUUCCACACCAAGUCUGCAUUCCACGCACCCAGCUACCCAUGGAAGGCUGGCUCGCCUUUCCUCCCACCCGAAUUCUCCCACAAGAUCCCGUCCACAAAGGGGUUUGGCCCCAUAUCCCCCUAUGUACAGCCACCUCUCCCAGAGUAUCCUCCUCACUUCUACACGGAGCACGGACUGGCGACGAUCUACUCCCCCUACUUGCUGCCCAGCACAGCAGCUGAAGGUGACAGUGCCCUGCUGUCCAUUUAUGGGGCCCAAGACCAGAGACACUGCCUCCCGCACCCCGGGGCCCUCCCGAAACACCUGAGCACACCUCCGUCCACCUAUGACCACUACAGGCUCUUCCAGCAGUACCACGCCAGCCUGCCCUUGCCCUAUGGCUUUUACCGCCCUGAGUCUGCCUUCUCCUCAUACAGCCUCAAGCUCCCACCCUUGGCCGGGGUCGCCCGGGACCACACUACACAUCUGCUGGAGGAGACCACCCUGGCAUACUCAUCUCUGAGUCCAUCCAAGCUAACGCCUCUGAGCUCCCACAAGAAGCACCCUGAGUUAGGGAAAGAAAGCCCAAGUCCCCAAGCCAAGGACACCCCCAAAGAUGGGCAGAGAGAUGCUGAGGGGGCCAAGAUGAGCCCCCGGGCAGGCAGUGCUGCCACUGGCUCCCCAGGAAGACCGAGCCCCACUAACUUCACGCAGACGAGCCACACGUGCGAGGGCUUGUGUGAUCUCUCGGGCAAGCCAGCCCCCAGCCCCGUGGGGAGGCUGUACCCAACCGAGCAGAACCCCAAGGCCUUCAAGCCUAUGCAGAAGGGUGCAGACUGUCCAAGCCCACAGGCACAGAGCCUUGAGGAACCAGCAAGCCUCGAGAUGUUGAACGAAGAACUCCCUCCUGAGACAGGGAGCAGCUCUCAGGAUGCUAAGCCAACACCUUCUGGCCCGCAAGACAGCUCUGGGAUUGUCCCACUGAACCUUUCCAAGAAGCCAGUCCCAGGGGGCCCCAGACUUGCAUACAGAGGCCCAGCCCUUGUGGACACACAGGACUUCCCUGAGGACCCACAGGACAUGCCCCUCAACCUCUCUGUGAAGGACCCUUGCAAUGCUCAGGUGCUGAGACCACCCUACCACAGCCCAUCACCAGAGGCAGAGCCAAAGGCCACUCAGAAGACCACAGCCAGCCCCCAGGAGGGGCCACUGGACAGAGAGGGCAGCCCAGAGGGCCAGACAGAGGAGGCCAUGGCAGGGGCUUCAGGCACAAGGCCCUUGGACGAACAAGCAGUCGACAGCAGUGAAGAGCAGAAGCAAACGGCUGCAGUGGCUCUCUGCCAGCUCGCUGCUUACAGCCCAGAGAAGGGCAGAGUGGACAGUGAAGAGAGCAGUGCCCAGGGGGUGCCUGCAGAGCAGGACGCACCCACGCUCAGCACCAAGGAGAACCAGGACGUCCAGAGCAGCACAAUCAAGCCUAAAGCACAAAAGAGGACAGGCCACAAGGACUCAGGGAAGUCCCUGGCAGGAGCAAAGAAAACCAAGCCAAAUGACAUGGCCAGGGUGCUCACGCUGAGGCGGCGGGCACGGUGCCUCAAUGCCUGA